Molecule: messenger RNA, 2246 nt
Organism: Drosophila subobscura
Lineage: Eukaryota; Metazoa; Arthropoda; Insecta; Diptera; Drosophilidae
Gene: Mps1
Product: dual specificity protein kinase TTK
Exons: 3
Coding region: 81-2111 (676 amino acids)
Biological process (GO): chromosome segregation; protein localization to kinetochore; meiotic spindle assembly checkpoint signaling
Cellular component (GO): kinetochore; nucleus; spindle
Molecular function (GO): protein serine/threonine kinase activity; ATP binding; protein serine/threonine/tyrosine kinase activity
Source: RefSeq, a predicted model, not a curated record
ACGAUAACAGUUGCGCAUCAGCCCUACAUUUAUGGCUUCUUUGAAAUUCGAUUUAACAACAAUUAAAAACUUAAUAAUAAAUGACUACACCUGUGCCGCGCCGCAUUAAGGACUUGCUGGCUCUUGGUAUUGACUCGGACACGGACGAUGACUACAAUACGCCUCUCAAGCCGCACCGAUCCCAUACGACAGCUGCAAACAACCACCGGCCAGCUGCUUUCGGUCGGGGAUCAGCCAUCGGCAUCGGCACCAAUGCUGGCAAUAAGGAAAACAUUCCGGUGCCCAAUAGGGCAGCCGGUGAAGUGCAGUAUGUUCCAUUGACCCAUCCAAAAAUAUCGCAUCUUGAAUUUGGUUUAUUUUUCAGGCCACGACGCGUCUCGGAGAUGACCAUGAUGGACUCGGAUAGCGAUGAGGAGGAGGAUAACAACAAGAACGAUCACAAUCUCAACUGCGCCAUUCUCAACGACUCCUUUGUGCUGAGUCCCACGCACGAGCUGCCAGUGAGCGGAGGCGGCAGCAGCAGUAUGCCCCCCACGGCUGGCGCACUCAAGCAAUCCGAUUCGAAUUUGUCUUUCCUGGGCCGCUUCGGAAACAUGGGCAUCAACUGCAGCACCAAUCAGAACUCUCCGGCGGUUGAGCCAGAACCGCAGGCCAUCAAAAAACCGCCACCUUCUACGCUGCAAACCAUCUCGGAACGGCGUAAGCUCUUCGAUAACGAGACUCCCCUGCGCAAUGGAUCCACGCUUGUGGCCAAGUCUAAUGCAAAGCCCGAGGUGGACUUUAUAACGCCACUGGUGAGAGUUCGCGGCUCCACGCAGGCUGCCAAGUCCCGCAGCGCGGUCGUAUCCAAUGAGUUUCGCUCGCAGAAGGUGCUCUUCCAGACGCCCAUGACCGUGGGCCGUGGGGCGCCUUUUAACUGCGACAGCUUCUCCCUGUGCGACACCAUCAGCGAGAGUCCCGACAUUCCGCCGCCAAAGCCGGAGGUGCAGCAGCCCAAAGCAGAGCCCAUCAAUGGCAAGUCAAAGAAGUCUUUGGACAAUGCAUUCCAUGAGGCAGAAAAGGAAGUGAUGGUGCCGCCACAGCCACCUCCGCCGAAAAUUGAGCCAGUGAAACCCAAGGAAGUGGUCAAACCUGUACCAGUACCUGUGCCUGGGCCAGUGCCGCCCUCCACCUCCAGCAAGUCCUCGAACAUACUGAAGAUCAAGAAUCACGAAUACGUGAUAGGACAGAAGCUGGGCUGCGGCGGCUCCAGUUCCGUUUACCUUGCGCGUCGUCCCGACUCUGGCGGUGAGUUUGCACUGAAGGUGGUGGACCUGCAGGCCGAUCCGUCUGUGGUGCAGGGCUAUCUGAAUGAGACCAAGCUGCUGGAGAAGCUGCAGGGCAACGUAUGCGUUGUGGCACUGUACGAUUAUCAACUGCUGCGGGAGGAGUCCAAGCUGUACAUGGUUAUGGAGAAGGGCGACUGUGACCUGAACAAGAUCCUGCAGAGCUACACCACCAAUCUGCCGUCCUACAGCCUGAUGAGUAUUCUCUACCAGAUGCUGCAGGCUGUCAACUACAUCCAUCAGCAUGGUGUAAUCCACUCGGACCUGAAGCCGGCCAAUUUCCUGAUGGUCAAUGGCCGUCUGAAGCUGAUUGACUUUGGCAUCGCCAGCAAUAUUUCGGUGGACUCGACGAGCAUCAUCAAGUUCUCUCAGGCGGGCACUUUCAACUACAUCAGUCCCGAGGCGCUCACCGACAUUUCAACGGGCAACAGUCCCAUGCGCGGUGGCAAUCAGCCCAAGAUUAAGAUCUCCACCAAGUCGGAUGUGUGGUCGCUGGGCUGCAUACUGUAUCUGCUGCUCUAUCAAAAGACGCCAUUUGGUCAUAUACGAAAUAUUUGUGCCAAAAUGAAUGCCAUUGCCAAUCCGGGCACAAAUAUUGAGUAUCCAGACAUUCCUUUUUACUAUCCAGCCAUGCUGGUACAUAUGCUCAAAAAGUGCCUGCAGCUGAAUCCCAAGAUGCGUCCAUCCUGCAGCCAACUGCUGCAGUAUCCCUUCCACAUGGCCAUUCCACUGCAAAAUCUACAAAUUGGCAGCCAAGCCACCAGCAACAACACCACCAAAAAGUAGCCAUGCCAUCAUCCAUUCCCUAUAAAAGUAUUGUCCUCCAUUCGCGUGGUUAUAAUUAUUUUUCUCAUAUGUGUGUAUGUAUUUAAUUCUCAUUUACCAUAAGUUAUACAUCAUAAAUCUUUAUAAUGCAGGCUA